Molecule: messenger RNA, 1388 nt
Organism: Nicotiana tabacum (common tobacco)
Lineage: Eukaryota; Viridiplantae; Streptophyta; Magnoliopsida; Solanales; Solanaceae
Cellular component (GO): mitochondrial matrix
Source: RefSeq, a predicted model, not a curated record
AUGGGGAACCAAAGGCCCUACUUCUAAAACACGAAAAAGGCCAAAAGAAUUGCUAUGGCGCUAUACUCAGCAAUUCGCAGAGUAUCUAAAUCCACAAUUCCUCUUGCAGUUCGCUCCGUCGCUACUGCAGCAACUUCCUAUUUUUCCGCUGCCACCGCCACCGCCACUGCCGCCGUUGAAAACAGUGAUUUGGGCAGCAUUUCUCGAAGCUUCUCAAUCCCGGUGCUUCACUACUCUACCAGCGCAGUCAAGAAGAAGAAGAGCAAACACAGCUCCUUUGAUGAUAUUCUGCUCCAAAUUGUCGAUUCGGAAAUCAAUUUUGCCCUAGAUUCUGAUUUUCAUGGCUGCGUUGUAGACAUCCCAGAUGGGUUUCCUUUUAAGGUUCAAGAUAAAGCUGGAGAAAGAGUUAUUGUUCUUACGAGAGAUUAUGGAGAAGAGACCAUAAAUAUUGAAGUUGACAUGCCUAAUGCUAGAUGUGAAAAUUCUGCAGAUGAUGCUGUUAACACUGAGGAAGAGAGUGAGCCACAACCUAGUGUUCCAUUGUCAGUCACCGUGUCAAAAGAAAAUGGCUUGUCACUAGAGUUUGAUGUCAGAGCUUUCCCAAAUAAAAUUUUGAUUUGUGACAUAUCCAUCAAGGAGCUCAAAAGUUCAAGAAAUCAGCUAGACUAUAGAGGGCCUGCUGUUUCACUUCUAAAUGAAAGUCUGCAGAAGUCUUUCUAUGAAUAUCUUGAAGUCAGAGGGCUGACGGGCAGCACUUCCAACUUUUUGCUGGAGUAUGUAAUUAGCAAAGACAGCAAGGAAUACAUCCAGUGGCUUAAAAAUAUCAAGAAGUUUGUCGAAACUGGUCUGUAGCUGAGGAUAACAUUGCUGAAGAAACAUUUGGGGAAUUUCAGACGAUAGAUGAUGAAGGUUGGAUCGUCAACGGUGGUAAGAAACGGCAACAGUAAUCAUGACCAACUUCUUCACGGUAGUGCCAGCUUUAAAAGAUAGCAUAAGUAGAGGCAAUCCUUGCACAAAUUUGAGUUUUUUGCUUUUUGUGAUUUUGUUGAAUAGAUUAGAUUCUCUCAGUCUCAGGCAAUUGACCUACCCAUAAAGUAGCUUGCAAUAAUAACGUUAUUGCAUGAACUGCGCAACUUUCUUAAGCUGCAGCAUACAGGUACCAAUAUAAGAUACCAAAUCAGACACAUGAGGGAAGCAGAGCUGCAGACCGCCUUUCUCAUAGAGGACAUGUAGUUCUACUACUAUUUAUUGAUUUUGCUGAAGGGACCUUGGCUUGUAUAGUCUAAUGACAUUAGAGGUUUUGUUCCCAGAGCAUAGUACGACUCCAGGGGAUACAUAUAACAAAAUAAUAGGAAGGCCUAGUUUUUUCCCCUUUGAUUGUUUGACAU